AUGGAUGAGUUACGCCAACUGCAUGAAGUUUAUCUAUCUCUGCUAGCUCAAAACCAACAGCUUACUUCGCGGCGGUUAAAUUACUUGUUCAAUCGCAACUCACCAUAUCUCAAUCGUAGGGCAACUCAGAUUGUGCUUGAAAGUGCACAUAGAGACGAUGAUAGAUACCUGCGUGCACUCCAAAGAGCCAUUCCUUAUGAUAUCAAGAGACAGGAGCGCAUAAACAUCGUUACGAGAAUACCAAGAUUCUUCAAAAAUAACGCUGCGUUGUGGCAAGUGGUUGCUAGAUAUGUUGCUUUUGUCAUCACCGAACCUGAUUUGAACCACUACGAACUAAACAAAUUUGAAUAUGCCCAGUUUUUGCUCUGUUUUCCUCGUUCCGCUUGCACCCAAAUACUCGAUGAAUUCAUUAAUGAUACGCACCGUAUAGCUGUUUUGGCUUAUUUGGAAUUACAUGUAAAGCCAACCUGGGGUCUUUAUGAAAUGCAACAAGUGAGCAACGCCUACGGAAUUAUAGCUAGUAGAGUUCCACCACAUGCAAUGGAGUGUUUCGUGCGUCUCAUAUUGCUCUCUGAAAACUAUUGCUACCACAGUAUGAUGGCUGCAUUGACGCCACAUGCAGAAAGUGGUCAACUAAGACUUGUAGAUGCCAUUGAUUACAUGAGAACAAAAUGUGUCCCUUGCUCGGAUAACAUCCGCAUCGGUACUGUCGAUGACGAUCUCAAAUUUUCUAUUGAAAUUCAGUUUGUGCUUGCUCUGUUAAAUAGAUUGAAUGUAUAUGGAGUUGACAGAGUGAUGAGACUUCUUCAAAAACAAGACCUCGUAGACAGUGAUGUUCUUCAAGAAGUCGCUAAAAGCCACAUCCGCGCACUGGAGACUACUACAGACAAUCAACCGGAGAGUCAUGCAAUGAUAUUUUUCUCCCGCCAGGCAGCGUUGACAAAGUAUGCUCCAGAAUACAAAGACAGAGUUCUUGAAAGAGUUCUGCGAUUUGGAGAAGAUAGACUAGAAGUCAUGAAUGACACUCAAUGCCGAGUCUUUUGUUCGAUUCUGUGCACUGUAAGUUAUCCAAAAAGGACAUCUCGAAAAGAAGGGAGCGAUGAACUUUUUGAGUUCUUGUUCAAUCGUUUGAUGGAAUCUUUGCCAAAACUGGGCACCAAUGAUAUGAGACAAGAGUUCAACAACAUGCAAACCAUCUUGUACUGCCUUCAUAGCUUAUUCUCUAUCGAUGAACGGCGCAAGGAAAUUAUGGAACGUCUUGACCCACUCUGGGCUCACAAAAUUUGCCAUGCCGUUGACUUGCACAUGGUCACAUCGUGCAACAUGAAGUAUGAUAUCACAAGAAGCACUAAUCGAGAUGAAUUGCAAAAGCUUAGACGCAAUCAAAGCAUUAUCAACAGCACUGGACAACUUCUCGUCUACAUGCUAGGACUGCUCCAAACAGAUAAAUUGCUCCUGGAUCUGCCACACACAAGCAGAAGAUCGUAUCACCGAGAUGAUACAUUCACCGAUUUGUUCACAAAAUCUCUUAACAUUGCUUUGACAAAAACUCAGACAACACCAGGAUCACCUGUUGGCUUUUUCCAUCGUAAAGCAUUUGGACUCGUCGAGCUGCAGUUUGAUGCGGAUGGAGAGAUCAUUCCAGAGGAUCCUACUAUAGACGGGGAAAAUAACAAUGAGAACGAUUCUGAUGACAGCGACUCGGAUGAUGAGGAUGAUGAGUCCGAUGAGGAGGAAGAGGACAUUGAAGAAAUUCCAGCUGAAAAUGAAGAAAAUGAAGGCGAAAUAGACUUGGAAGAUGAAGAUGACGAUGGUGACGCAUCAUCUGUUGCCUCAGAGUACACCAUUGGAUCAACUGACGAUGAAGAUGAUUUGGAAUGGGAACAAUUUGUGCGUGAUGGAGAAGCUGGUAUUCUUCAUUCUCAAUGGGAAGUGAGACGCCAAGAAAAUCUGCUCAUUGGAAAUGGACAUGAUAACACCGCUUUCUACGUGGGCGUCUCUUCAUUUGUUGUCUUCAUGGCUUCUGCUGUUUCCACCAUUCAGUCUUCGCUCGAUAUCAAUGACGAUUACAGACUCUUCUAA
Molecule: messenger RNA, 2082 nt
Organism: Caenorhabditis remanei
Lineage: Eukaryota; Metazoa; Nematoda; Chromadorea; Rhabditida; Rhabditidae
Exons: 12
Coding region: 1-2082 (693 amino acids)
Source: RefSeq, a predicted model, not a curated record